Messenger RNA from Eutrema salsugineum, 387 nucleotides. Its product is annotated as glutathione S-transferase T2-like. Bases 1 to 387 code for a protein of 128 amino acids. The record is from RefSeq and is a predicted model, not a curated record. NCBI's taxonomy places the organism in Eukaryota, Viridiplantae, Streptophyta, Magnoliopsida, Brassicales, Brassicaceae. The transcript is spliced from 2 exons.
AUGGCGAAUGAACCAGAUAGAGAGGUUGGUCAGCUCAAACAUAGGUGGCAGCGUAUUAAUGACCACGUUUGUAAGUUUGUAGCUUGUUAUGAAACCGCUUUGAAGCAGCAAAGCAGUGGACAAAAUGAGAACGAUGUGAUGAAGGUAGCUCAUCACAUCUUCUACAAUGAUCACAUGUUCAAGAAGGUUGAUGCAACUACAGCUCAUUCUGAAAGCUCACAAACCCAAAGCCUUGAUGUAGAAGAAGGCUUCGAAGGAAGCAAUAAAGAGAAACGGCCACAAGGAGUUAAGGCGGCGAAGGCUGCAAAGAAGAAGGGAGUGGGAUCAUCUUCCAACAAAGAAGGAGAAGUUGAUAUGAAGAAUGCUGGCAUAUGGUUGUCCGGCUGA